CUGGCAAAAAAUCCUGAAAAAAUGCCCAACUCGAAGGCACAAGCAAUAUUCAAGAGACGGUGAUAUGUGACUGAGCUAAUUUCCCGAGAUAUUGACAUACAAUCGAGAAUGUUGUGAUACUAAUUAAUCCCCAUUCCCUCGAAUCGUCGCACUCUUCCGGCAGUAUCGAUUAUAUCGCUCUGGUACCGCAAAUAUCCUGGGAAUAAAUAUCUCGAGUUGAUGUCCGUCCCCUGACGAAGUUAAUAUUCACAGUAACUGGAUCUCGCGACCAAAAAUGUGCAAUAGUCAUUCGUCAUCAGCUGAAAUAAUCUGUACCAAUUGCCAGCAUCAGUGAGCAAUAAAUCGGAUUGUUCGAGAUGGAAUUGAGAAGAGGAUCUUUGAUAAAGAAAUUAAUUCUUAUCAUCUGUUUUCUCCUGAUCCUUGCGUGGAUAAUAUUGAACGAUAAUUCAUGCCUGUUUGGAGGUAUCACCCGAAAAAUAACUCUCCAGAGAAUACGCCUGACUGGAUUUCAGGAAAUUCACUUGAAGCGGACAAUCGAGGAGAUCAAGGUCGAGGAAAUUCCACUCAAUGAAGUUCUCAAUGCAGAAGUUGUCAAUGUGACGAGUAAAGUGCAACUCGUGCCGUUGUGGACUAAUAACGAUAGUUUGACCGAUGGAAUCGAUGUAUCACCUAAAUACCAAAUUCUCAAGCAGCAGGGGCUCAUACCAACUAGACAAUUACCGAGUGCUCUGAUUAUCGGAGUGAAGAAAGGUGGGACGAGAGCACUUUUGGAAUUUUUGAGACUUCACCCCGAUAUCAGGGCUGCUGGCUCUGAAGUUCAUUUUUUUGAUCAUCAUUAUCCCAAGGGAUUUCACUGGUACAGACAUCGAAUGCCACCGACUUUGGAGGGUCAGCUGACGAUGGAAAAGACUCCCUCAUAUUUUAUAACAGCAGAAGCGCCGAGAAGGGUUCAGCUCAUGAAUCCAGGGACAAAGCUCAUCGUCGUGGUGCGAGACCCAGUGACAAGGGCCAUCUCAGACUAUACUCAAGUGAAAAGUAAACGUCUGACUCUACCGAAAUUUGAGGAGAGAGCCUUUAUAAAUGGAUCUCAGAUCGUCGACACCAACUGGGCUCCACUGAGAAUUGGCGUUUACGCUCGAUAUCUAGAGCGGUGGCUGCAGUAUUUUCCCCUUUCUCAAUUGCUCUUUGUGUCUGGAGAGAGAUUAAUUGCUGAUCCUGUUUUUGAAAUCACGAGAGUUCAGGAUUUUCUGGGGCUCAAACGAGUCAUUUCAGAGAAACAUUUUUACUUCAAUUCAACCAAGGGCUUUCCUUGCUUGAUGAAAUCUGAACAAAACGCCGCGCCACAUUGUCUAGGGAAAACCAAAGGUCGGAGUCAUCCUCGCAUCGAGCCAACAGCAAUCGAACGGCUUCGAGAUUUUUACAGGCCUUUUAAUCAACGAUUCUAUCAGCUGACAGGCAUCAACUUCGAGUGGACCUAAUGAGUUAUCCAAAUUAAUGAGUAAAUGCCCUUAACAUAUCCUAGAUUAUCCAAAGAGAUUAAUUUUGUAGCGAAAUGUGAAAAACAGAGUCCACCCACCUCUUGAGUUUUUCGUAAAUAUCUUCGUAACAAACGCAGAUGAUAAAAUUUUCAUAGAAACCUUUCCUGCAGAGCUGAUCAAGAGCUGUGAAAAAAUUUUUUACAAAAAUUUUUGUAUCAGCCUCCCUUUCGGAGAUAUUUUCGAAAAUCUUCACCUCUUUUACCUCUGCUAUUUCGUUACUGAAUUUUUCGCUUAUUAAUAAUUUCACUGGAUCAUCUUUAGCAAAAUGAUCGCAUUGAUACCAAUUAUUCCAUUUAUUUAUCCCUGAAUUAUACUUAAAGGGGGGAAAAUAAAAAAGAAAAAGCUAUAGAAUACUGUAAAGUAAAUCAUAUCAUAAGAAAUCGAAGUAAAAUCGAGUAACGAGAGAAGAAAAACUGCACGCUUUUGCUCAAUUCACAGUGACUACAUGUACAAAAUUGUUAUUGUAAAUAUUCACGGAUAGAAGUUGUAAAUACCCAUAACAAUGCAAAUAGGUGUAAGAAAUU
Molecule: messenger RNA, 2062 nt
Organism: Fopius arisanus
Lineage: Eukaryota; Metazoa; Arthropoda; Insecta; Hymenoptera; Braconidae
Gene: Hs3st-B
Product: Heparan sulfate 3-O sulfotransferase-B
Exons: 4
Coding region: 357-1478 (373 amino acids)
Molecular function (GO): [heparan sulfate]-glucosamine 3-sulfotransferase activity
Source: RefSeq, a predicted model, not a curated record